This is a messenger RNA of Acanthoscelides obtectus, 303 nucleotides long. The record is from the annotation of a GenBank genome assembly. NCBI's taxonomy places the organism in Eukaryota, Metazoa, Arthropoda, Insecta, Coleoptera, Chrysomelidae.
AUGUUCUCCUCUGAUAAUCCGAGCUUUUUAGUGCUCCGACCAUACUCUUGGUCCCAUAGCGGUCUACACCAUGAAGGCGACACAGUUUCCGUAACAUCGUCGGAAGCAAGGGCAUCAGUAGGAUCCGUGGGAUCAGUGGAAGCAACAGGAUCAGUUGACUCAGAUAACUCCCCCUCUACACCCGCCUCGGACAUCGGAGACCUUCCCAAGUCAAUCGAUGUUGGCGCAUCGGCAAAUUCCGAUGACAGCAGCAGCAACAAUAUUGAAGUGGUUAAAAUUGUUGUUUUCAUUAUUGAUUCAUAA